UAUUGUCAGAAGGAGGUGAUAAAGGUGGAAUAUUUGAAGAUGUCGAGGGUGUAGACAGAAUAUUUGAAAAUGUAAAAGGUAUAGACAGAAUAAUUGAAGAUGUAGAAAGAGUAAGCAAAAUAUUUUGGGUAGUUGUGAGAGGUUAUGAAUCUUCAGGAAUAAAAUUAGAAUAA
Molecule: messenger RNA, 173 nt
Organism: Dentiscutata heterogama
Lineage: Eukaryota; Fungi; Glomeromycota; Glomeromycetes; Diversisporales; Gigasporaceae
Source: the annotation of a GenBank genome assembly